Alosa alosa (allis shad) is the source of this 3467-nucleotide messenger RNA. It is a transcript of the gene slf1, whose product is annotated as SMC5-SMC6 complex localization factor 1. Gene Ontology annotation, molecular function: protein binding. The transcript is spliced from 19 exons. NCBI's taxonomy places the organism in Eukaryota, Metazoa, Chordata, Actinopteri, Clupeiformes, Clupeidae. The record is from RefSeq and is a predicted model, not a curated record. Gene Ontology annotation, biological process: positive regulation of double-strand break repair. The coding region runs from base 584 to 3307 and encodes 907 amino acids.
UACCCCGCAUAUUGGCAAUAUUUUGGCGCGCUGAAAGAUUGAAUUUGGGAGCAUGCAUGAUCAAGUGGACAUCAGCUCCGCAUCCAGAUUCCAGAAACGGUCGAUUUUAUAGUUUGCCCCGUUUAAGGUUCACCUUUGAGAGCGUAAUCGUGGUGAGAUUAGGUACGGUGUUAAGUGAAGUAGAAUCGAAAGUGGAACUGUCAGUCACAAAUAAGCUUUUUUAGCCUAUGUUGCAUGUCAAACAGAAUGGAUUGAGAAAUGGUUUGCAUGGCACAUAAAUUCUAUGAGAACCAUGUUACCCAACUAUGAUGAUCAUAGACAUUUCACCUUCGUUCAGGAGAGAACUCCUGGAGUAGAACCACUGGAGUAAAAUUGUCAGAUCAGUCAUCAGCAUUCUUUUGCGUACACCCAAACAAUUCCCUAGUGCUAUUUUUAACGAGAAAGUUUACAUGAUGAAUUACCCCAUUCAGAAGGCUGCCUAAUUUGGCAUGAUGACCAAACUCCUCCUGUUGUCAUGAAUAAGAGACCUGUGGAUGAUUUACAGUACAUUUGGCAUGUCUGCUGUUGAUGUCCCUGUGCAGCAAUGUCCAGCAGAAAGCAUAUAUUUCAGAUAUCAGGAAUCAAAGAUGCCCAAAGUAAAGGACAGCUGCUCCGUGCUAUAAAGCAGCUGGAUGGGACAUACAUUGGAGGUCCGAUUUACAGGGAAAGUAUCACCCAUCUGAUAGUCUCCCAGGCUGUGCCCAGUGAAAAGUUCCUAGCAGCAUGUGCUGGAGGGAAGUGGAUUGUCACACCAGAAUACCUGCUGGACAGCGUGAAGCUGAAUGAAUGGCUACCUGAGGUCCCUUAUGAGGUGAACCUCUCGGUCCAAAGCCCUGGCCUCACCAACCCCGUGAAGGCAUGGAGAGAGAAGGUGGCCAGAGGACUGGUGUCUGGGGCCUUCCAGGACUGGGUGGUGCUGUUGAAUGUGGUUGAUUUCAAGCGGAGGGACAUUAUUAGCAGGAUCCUUAACGCAGGCAGGGCUGUUGUGUACCUUGAGAAGCCCGCCUCAGUGCACAUUACUCAUGUGAUAAACAGACAUGUAGUGGAGGACACUCCUGACCUGGAUGUUCCCUGUACAUCUAUGCGCCAGCUUGCUCUGCAUUUAUUCGGGAAAUCAUUUGCUGGAUUGAAAUGGCCUGUCAAUCAACCAUGCAAUCCCAGUGAUGGGGACGCCGAAGACAUAGAUACCUCGUCUGAGAAUGUGUUGGAGGAGGCAGAGAGGCUGGACUGCUCACUUGAUGUAGGAGUGCUCUCAGGCCUGGAGAAUACUCUGGAGGACUACAUAUUCAAUGUGGAGAAAUUGAAGCAGAAGAGAAAGCUGCUUUACCCAGAGUUCCAGAGCUUCUACUUGUCUUGUCCUACCACUCAGCGGGCCCCAGCGGAUCUGAGGAACGUCCAGAGCCUACUGGACUGCGGCUUCUUCCCGCAGGCGCUGGAGGAGCUCCAGGCUUCGCUGCACCCCGGGGUGCUUCCUCCGGCCCAGCUCGUGCUCACGCUCAUGCAGCACGCCCUGGACGGCGCUGCAAAGCCAUAUACACUCAGCAUGUUCCGCACAACCCUCCAUAACAUCCUGUGCAUCAACUCUCUCUGGGGCUCGGCUUCCUAUGUGAAGUACUUCCAGCAAAUUCUGCAGUGUCCGAGGUGCAAGGCAGGCGUGUGGUCCCUCCUCAGUACGUCCUUCAGGGUGUGCAUGUCCGGUGCCGCUACCUGUCACUCACUACCAAGCCCCGCCCGCUCGGAGCUCAUCAGCUUCCACUGCGACCUGCAGGAAUUCAUCCUCAGGCUGUUCCAGCUGGAGCUGCACGCUGUGAAUUCUGGCCUGACGACAACCAUGCCGUGGUCCACGCUACUGGGCAACGUCUUCUGGACGGUGUGGGAGAGGUCGACUCUGAGCUCUAAGGCCGUGCAGCAGCUGGCCGAGCUGCUGGUGGAAGCAUAUCAGUGGGCCCAGUCCUGCACUGAGGUGGACGCUGUGCAGGGGCAGAGGCUGCUGUUGCGUCUGCAGGAGCUGCUGGAGGUGGUGGGGGAGUUCUGGUGUCAGGCCCACAGCACGCUCAACCGGCCGCUGGUGGACAAGGGUCUGCAGGAGCUGGGCGAGCACAUUGCUAUCCUCUGCUUGGGACAGGGGACAGAUGUGGCACCAGACUUCCUGUUGGAGCUCAUUCCCAGCAUGCUCUGCUCUCAGCUCCGCUUGGUCACGGCCGACGCCCUCUACCGCUUCGUCUGCCGCAGGAACGGCAUUGCCACGGGAACGGAGGCUCUCUCUCUCAGGAAAAUUGUGUCCACCUAUUUGAAGGCCCUGGGGAGUUUGUGUGCGCGUCGGCCUGCUCCUGACCCUUCGCCACGGCUGGGAGCUGAACCCACCCUCGCCAGCUGUGCCAGCCAGAAGCCAAGCGCAGGCAGGCUCAAAGGAGGUGUGUGUGUGUUUGGCCCAGGGAAAGAGAACACCCCACGUGGCUUAAACCGAGUGAAUGCAGCAGGGGAGACACUCCUCCACCGCGCCUGCAAGCGAGACCAGGUGGACACCCUCCUGCACAUCCUCGCUCAUCCAGGGACAGACGUCAACGUUAAAGACUAUGCGGGCUGGACGCCGCUGCAUGAGGCCUGUAACCAUGGCAGCAGUGCGUGCGUGAGAGCGCUGCUCCAGCACAGCCCCUCGCUGGACCUCAGCAGUCAGGUGGGCGGCGUGAGUCCACUGCACGACGCGCUGCUCAACGGACACGUGCUCAUCGCCAAGAUGCUCCUGCAGUAUGGAGGUUCCGCUCUUCUACAGCUUCGUGAUAGCUUUGGCCGCACUCCCCUAGACCUGGUUCCCGCGGCAAUGCUGCGGGAGGAGCUGCGGCGCUGCGCCACCGAAGGCGACUCGUCGGCCGCUACCGCCGUUGCCACCGUCCACGACGUGCAGGACCUCCCGCUGGUGGAGACGUGCUCGUGCCUGCUGGCCUGCCUGCUGCUCAGCUACCAGCAGGAGCGAGACCUGCCCGGCUGCAGUAGCCCACCUCUCCGCCUUCCCCCAGGGCGGGUCCGAACGCUGCUGCUGCUGUCCGCCGACCCCAGGGGCCGGGCGCUCGCCAGCGGGUGGGCCAACGCCAGGGCGGCACAGCUGGCCCACGACCUGGAGACCCUGCUGGGCAUGGGGCGGCACGUGGGCGCCCUGGCCCCAGCGCUGAAGCGCUGCCAGGGGCCACACAUACAGCUCCUCGUCCAGCUGCUGGAGGACCUGCAAGCCGAAGGACAGCAGCUGCUGGAGGGGGACGCUGCUGUUUGAUUGGGCUGCACGGCCCUGAAGAGAGUGAUAAUGUUGCGUAUUGUAGCAUUGUUUUGCACAAGUUUAGCAUAGUUUUGAAACCAAUGUUGUACAGCAAUUGUGUACAGUUACAGAUACAAAUAGAAGCAAACUUUCUGUAUUUCAUGUAUGUAUUAAAAAA